GUAGCAAGUGUAGUAAAUGGUAGAAAGAAAAAAACUGCUUUUUGGUGGAGAGAAGAACCUGAUGCCUCUUUUGAUGUGUGAGCGGGUGGCUGCUCUUCCUCUCUCUCCUCUCUAAAAUCUCUCUCAUCUCUCUCCCAAUCUCUCUCUCUAUUCUCUCUCUAUUAUAACUUUAACCGAAACUAGUACACAUCAUAUCAUACAUCUUCAUCUUCAUCCUCUUGACCUUAUUUUACUCCUAUUUUCUGCCCCAGAAAAUAAGAUAAACACAUCUUGAGACUCAACAAGGUUGCUAGCCAGUUGAUGGUACAUGGGUUUAAGAUAAAGAAAGGCAUAAUCUUGAAAUUAAGUAAGGUGGGUUAGGGUGAGUUUUAGAUCUUGCUUCUAGUACUGUUGUUCAAGUGGUGCUGGUUACUGUUAUGCUGAAGACUAAGUAUAAUAGUAAGAUAAUUAGAGUGAGUAGCUCUAGUAGCUGUGGAGAUAAUAAGAAGCUUAGCAGCAGAUGUUAUCCAUUGAAAACCCUCCAUCAGAUCCCCAUCUAAAACUUACUGCUGAUGAUGAUGAUGAUGUUGACAGGAUCCACACUUCUUCUGCUUCUCAGAUAGAAGUAGUAGUAGAUCUGUUCAAGUCUGUGUCUUCUGACUUUGAAGAUAAUCACAACCAAGACAGUAGUAACCCACCUCCCAAAUUUUCCAUAAGAGAUUAUGUUUGUAGUACCCGGAGUAAGGAUAUAGCGACCAACUGGCCAUUUUCAGAGAAGAACUUGCAACUAUGUCAGAAGCAAGGUGUGAAGGAUUUGUUGCCACCUUUUCAGUCUCUUGAUGCAGUGAGAGAGCAGUCUGUAAAAGGAUGUGUUGUUAAUCAUAAUCUGCCAGAUCAAGAAAAUCUAAGCAACUCUGACAGGAAGACUGUAAGGCAAAGCCAUCAACACGAUUCCGUCUUUGCUAAUGGUGCUAGCUGUAAUCAGAAGCUAAACUUGGAUCGUUUGCAUAUUAUUUCAACUGUGUCCGAUCACGGAGACGGAGAAAUUCCAUCUGAAGUUAAACAAUCUCACUCUACAAAAGAUUCAGGAGCUGCAAUCUUGUUAGACUCCUCGACCAAACAAGUCAAGGGUGCAAUUCUUCCAGAAAUUCGCGAGACCGGUAUAAUAAUUCAACAAGAACCUCCGCUUAAGAAGCCUAAAGCAAUUUUGAAGUUGGGUACCUCAGCUGGUACUAGCACAAAAGAAGACAGCACAACUAACAGCUUCAUAAUUUCAGAAAUAAUGGCUUAUAAGGUAUGCCCAAUUUGCAAAACCUUCUCAUCCACUUCCAACACCACCUUAAAUGCACAUAUCGACCAGUGCCUUUCUGGCGAAUCGACUUUGAAGUGGUCGGCAGAUCCCAAGGUGAUUAAGCAUAGAAUAAAGCCAAGGAAGAUGAGAACGAUGGUGGAUAUUUAUGCAACUGCUAAACAUUGCACGCUGGAAGAUCUUGAUAAAAGAAAUGGAACAAACUGGGCAAUGAGCCCGAAUCCAGUUGAUCAAUCAGGUGAGCUGUGUCUUAAAGAGAGGGCGGAAAGAAUGCCAGCUAGUGAUAUCAAGGAGAAUGGUGAUAAAGAAGGUGAAGUCUAUAUUGAUACCAAUGGCACGAAAGUUCGGAUAUUAUCAAAGCACAGUGAGGGGGAUACUGUAAUUGGAAAUUCAAGAGCUCAAAAGGGAGAUAAAGGAAGCAUAUCUCUUGUAGAAAAGAAGAAGAAAAAGCCUUAUAAUGUGCUGAAGCAUCAGAAGUUCCUAAAACUGACUCCUCAUCUCAAGCCAUGCUCUUCGAAGCCACGUCAUCCUACUUUUGAGACACCCGUUGGUUCAAGUAGAAAUAUCGAUGUGGACCGGCCUAGUGAAAAAGAGGUCCAUUUGGGAGAGUGUUCAAAUGCUCAGGAACCAAUUAAACUUGAUGAUUCUGGAAUUAUUAGACAAUGGGUAGGAUCUAAGCGAUCAGGUCCCGCGAAGACCCCUCGUCAAGAUAAUCACCAACAUUCUGGACAUCAUUUGAAGCACUUGGUUGGUGAAAAGGACCAUACAUAUCUGGCUGACUCGUAUGGGGGUAGCAACUGCAUUCUAAAUAGACAACAGUCAUUUAAAGAUACAAUUUCUUCUCAAAGCAGCAAAAGGAUGGAAACUUCAUCAGAUGAACAUGGUACUGAUUUUUGUAGGGGGCAACCACCACUUAAGAGACAAAGGGAGGAGUUACCCUAUUUGAGUUCUAAAGGGGUAGGCUUGGGAAAGAGGUCUGUGAUAUCACCAAAGCAUAAGAAGUUGAGAAAGGAAGGCACUAUUAUGCGUGAUAGCGGCAAUAGUAGUCUAAAUCGUGCAUCUCCUGGAUCGUCAUCUCUGAGCAACAAAGCAGUUAAGAUCAAUACCUCUGAUUCCCUUGUUUUUGCUGCAAAGUCAUCAUGUAUGCAUCAAACAUUAUCAUCAAAAGCAACAAAGUUCACUUCUGCGAGAAAAAGACAUUUCUUCACAAACGAAGGAACUGUGCGAGGAUCCGGAUCCGAAUUUAAGAUGCAAAGCUCAGCUCCUACGAGAUCCAAGGUCAAUAGAAAAUUUGAAACUGAUAGUGAUUUUACUAGGAAGCUAUCUCAUAGUAAUGAUGAUCAUGCUGACAUCACUGAUAAACAAUUUAAUUUGUCAAAUUUCACCGCCAAGAUGUCUCAUAGACAAACAAGAGUUUUGAGAAAAAGAAGGAAUAGUGAUGCUAUGAAGGUCUUCAGUAAGGAAGAUUCUCCUGAUAGUUUGAAGAAUUCGCCACCUGAACCUCCUUGUUAUGAUCGCGGUGAGGGUGAAACGAAGGAAUUUUCUCCUGUAGAUUUUUCCCAGUCCUUAGACAAUUCAGAAGAUUCAGUUGAUGGUGAAGAAUCCGAAAGCGAAGAUCCUCUAGCUUUCAGCAAGCAUAUUGCUACGGGAAAAGCCUUUAAAGAAGGCUUCGGGGGGAGUUUAAAAAGCUCAAGCAACUCUUUAGACCCAGAAUUUCAUGAGUUUCCUACCUCUUCUAGAGCAAGCAAGUCUGAACGUCGUUUGGAGGUAAAUCAGAGGCAUUCAUGCGGACAUCCAAUCAGUCCAACUGACCCAGUUGUUGGUGGUAGACCAGAGUUUUUCUCUGCAGAUAGAGGUGGCCAUGUUAUGAUUGGGGAUAACAGUCAUAUGGAAACACAAUUAGAUACUAAAGAUGAGCAACUCAAUUACUUCUCCGAGGUUGACCCUAUACCUAUUCCAGGGCCACCUGGUUCCUUUUUGCCAAGUCCAAGGCAUAUGGGGUCUGAUGAUCUUCAAGGGAAAUCUUCAUUGAGCACUUGCAAAAUUCAAUUUACAGAAGAUCAUCGUGAUCAUGGUCGGAGGGCUGAGUCUGAUUCUCCUACUUCUGCAAUUUCAGAUAUAUCUAAUCCUACAUUGGAAAUAUCCCAGUCAAAAUCUUCAAAAAGCUUCUUUGAUGAACCUCUUGCUAUUCAAGAUGAGACUAGAAAAGGUUGUUCAGGGGCUGCUCAACUUUCACAAGCACUAAAUGUAGGAGCUGAGCUCUCUAACGUACACACACUGAGAAUCAAUGUCAAUUUUCCUGAAAAAACACCUGUUAGUUUAAACUCUGAACAGUCAUGUUGUUGCUCCCGAAAGGAAGGAGUUGAAGGUGUUCCAGUGAAUUUUCAGGAGUCACAACUGCUAAGGCGGAGGACGAUCUCAUCACUGCCAUCUCCUGAAAAGCACAUGGAGAAUGAUUGUUCUGAAAGGUUUAGCAAUAUAAACUCCAGAUCUGAAACAUUCUCUCUUAGCAACUAUCCCAAUGUAGGACCUGGAACAAUAUUGAACCAUCCUUCAAGGAUAUUAGCCCCGGAACAUAUCGAGAAAAAGUUUUCUGCUGAGCAUGAAUAUGAAUUUUCAAGUCAGAAGGAUCAUGAUUCAGCUAGUCCAUCAGCUUCAACUCCUGUUCUUCGGCUAAUGGGGAAGAACUUGAUGGUGGUCAAUAGAGAUACAGAUGCAUUCCUGCAACAUAGGCAGAACCAUUCAGAUUUGAUGAAUCCACAGCCACAUCUGCAGACCGGUACAGUUGCAAGACUUGCCUCUGGUGGAGUUGAUAGCAAGGACUACCAGUCGUAUCACCAGUUAUAUGCUCAAGGUCCUGUUAACUUUAGCCGGGAUCGACGACAGGAUGCAAUUGGGGGGAAAUUUAAUGUGAAAUAUCCAUAUAUGUGCGGGAGUGAUCCAGAUGCAAAGGCCCCACCAACACACAUCCAAUCAUCUGGACUGACUCCGAGCAUAAAUGCAGCUGAUGCUCGCAAGAGUCCAGUGGAACAAUAUGUGUACAAUGGCGGAAGUUGCUUGUUAAGCGAAGAACAAAGAUCCCGAGAAAGACCGGACAAUUCAAUGACUAAUGGUUUGGAAAAAAAAAUCAGAACUCCUGAGGCCAAAAGCUGGGGUGUGGGUUCAACCUCCAGUAGGGAGAUUAUCAUUAUUGAUGAUGCUACUGAUAUUAAAGUUGAUUCUGCGAUUGGUAUGAUGUGCAAUGAAGAAAUGAGGAGAACUCGGGUGUCGUUAUCUGGGAAUUCAUUUCCAGGGGCCCCUCAUCUUAGCCCGAGGUAUGCAAGUCCUUUUUGCAGUAAUAUGGUAGAAGGUGCAGGUUCCAUCUAUGGUAGGCGACCCGUGGUGCACAAUACGAGUUUCCAGUUGCCGAUUUCAGAUGGAAAUGCAACUCGGCCUUUGAAGUGGAAUGGUAAUCCAGAAGGUUCGAGCUUACUGAAUCCAAGUACCGCUACAUCAUCAUCUCCUAGUCAGCCGAGACCUACAUUUUACUACUAUCCAAGCUAUGCAUGAACCACAAGCUAAUUAUUCUAAAAAAAAGUUUCAAUUCUGUUGGAAUCUCAAUUGCCAAAUCAGAUGGUCUGAUAGCAGCUCUGAUACUAAAUGAAUAAAGAUAUGUAGUUCCUUCGAGAAAGUCGAACUGCAAAAAGAGUAGCAGAUAAGUUCCUGAUCUGGUUUAAUCAUGGUGUGUUGGGUUUUUUCAUUGAGGCUGCGAUGGUAACUAGCUAGGAUAUGUAGCAGUUUUCUGAGACUUUCGAUGUGUAAGCAAAUAUUAAAGGAUUCCUGCAAACUGUUGUGUAAGCACUUUAUAAAAUAAUAGUAAUAACUUAUUUAAUCCUCA
This is a messenger RNA of Daucus carota subsp. sativus, 5165 nucleotides long. RefSeq lists its product as uncharacterized. Bases 500 to 4837 code for a protein of 1445 amino acids. The record is from RefSeq and is a predicted model, not a curated record. The transcript is spliced from 4 exons. NCBI's taxonomy places the organism in Eukaryota, Viridiplantae, Streptophyta, Magnoliopsida, Apiales, Apiaceae.